GUUAAGCAGAAAGAGUGCACUCUCUCCACAACUUGAUGGUACCCUAUCAUCCUGUUUUGCUAUCAUCCAAUUCAAAACAAAUAUAACGAAAAACACAUAACAUGAAGGCAUACGUGAUCGAUAAAGAUAUAACCCUACCAGACUUGUCGAGCAGGUUGCGAAACGAUGCAGAAGAACCUGAAGCAGAUGGGGAUCAUGGAGAGAUUUUGGUAGACGUUUAUUCGAGCGCAUUGAACUUUUUUGAUAUUUUACAAAUUCAAGGAAAAUAUCAAAUCAAAAAACCUCAUCCUUUUACUCUGGGUGCAGAAUUUGCAGGUAUAAUCAAUGAAAAAUCCCCCAUUCCAGAAGGAUGUGAUUGGAUUCCUGGAAAAACACGAGUGUUUGGAAUGGCAAAUGGUGCUUAUGGUGAACGUGCAUCGGCAGAUUGGACAAAUGUACGUGAAAUUCCUAAUGGGAUCUCAUUCGAACAAGCUUCGGGUUUGUUUGUAACUUGGCCAACAAGUUAUGCGGCUUUGAAAUUCAGAGCAAACGUUCAACCGGAUGAAUGGGUUUUGGUUCAUGCAGGCGCAGGUGGUGUUGGAUUAAGUGCGAUUCAGAUUGCAAAAGCAUUGGGUGCAAAAGUGAUUGCUACUGCAGGCAGUGCUGAGAAACUCAAGGUGUGUAUCGAACAAGGAGGAGCGGAUGAAGUAGUGAAUUAUCGCGAUAAAGAUUGGCAACAACAGGUGAAGGAUAAGACGGACGGAGGUGUUGAUGUAGUGUAUGAUCCUGUUGGAAUGAUCAUUCCAAGCUUGAAGUUCAUCAAAUGGAACGGAAGGAUUGUCGUCGUUGGUUUUGCAGCUGGAACAAUCGAAAAGAUCCCAGCAAAUUUAAUCUUGCUCAAACAGAUUUCCGUUAUGGGUGUCUUUUGGGGUGCACAUAUCGCCAAUGAACCUGAACGAAUUCCAGAAGCAUGGAAAGCAAUCUUUGAUUUAUUGGAAUCCAAGAAAUGCAAACCAACAGCAUUUGAUAAGAUUUAUGAUGGAUUAGAGACAUUACCACAAGCUUUGAAAGAUUUACAGGACAGAAAGACAUGGGGUAAGGUAGUCGUUCGAUUAAGGGCAGAUCCUCUCUUCCCUCCAAAAGGAUCGUCAAAGCUUUGA
Messenger RNA from Meira miltonrushii, 1139 nucleotides. RefSeq names its product NAD(P)-binding protein. Gene Ontology annotation, cellular component: mitochondrion. The record is from RefSeq and is a predicted model, not a curated record. The transcript has a single exon. Gene Ontology annotation, molecular function: oxidoreductase activity; zinc ion binding. NCBI's taxonomy places the organism in Eukaryota, Fungi, Basidiomycota, Exobasidiomycetes, Exobasidiales, Brachybasidiaceae. The coding region runs from base 102 to 1139 and encodes 345 amino acids.